GCACUGAACAGCAGUGUUAUUGUCUUCAAUACUGAAAAAAAAAUGUUUGUUUGUUUUUUGCACACUGUUUGACUGAUUUCUUUGUCAGUGCAGUCAUAUGACCUGAUUUAUAACCAUUGUUAUGGAGGAAAAGAGAACUGUGACUUUCCGAGAUGUUUCCAAGAGCUAUUUCUCACAAUCAAGGGUGGACUGUCGCUACACUAUAAGCAGUCAUCACAGCUGGAGCAGUCACGACUGGAUAGGUAUUUUUAAGGUGGGAUGGCUGACAGUGAAUGAUUACUACACUUUUGCUUGGGCUCUAGCACCAGAAGGGUACCAAACAGGAACAGAUGCAAACUGUUGUGUGGCUUUUCAUUCAUCUUAUCUGCCAAAACCUGGUAGGGAGGCAUAUCAGUUUGCUUAUGUGGAUGAACGUGACGAGAUAUGUGCAGUCAGUUCUCAGUUUACUUUUUGUGCUCCAAAACCUCUGGAUGAACUUGUUACACUAGAGCAGGACAAAAAUGGCGAGGAAGAGGAGGGGGGAGAUGACAUGCUGGUGGUGGUGCCAAAGGCUCUGAUCCUAAAGGAUCUCUUAGAAGGAUGUCAGCGUGAGUUACAUGAGCUGCGUAAGAGGUUUGAGUCUACUGAUGCUGAGGUCGAGACAGAAAGGGAAAGAUGGAAAGCUGAAAAACAUGAGCUUGAAAGAGUAAAACAUGAAAUGAAGAGUCAGAUUGAUGAUCUUAAAAGCAACCUGAAGCAAAGUACUGAAAUAAUUGAGGAACUCGAGCAAAAAAAAAAGGAUGUGCAAAGCACUCAUGAAAACAUAGCUGCUGAAUGCAGUGGGCUGCUAGCAGAGAGAGAUGAAAAUCAUCAGCAAAUCAAAGAACUUCAACAGGAUGCUGCCACUCUGUCUCAACAAAACCAAGACGUAGAGGCCGAGCUUGAGAGAAUGAAGGAAAGAGUUAAAAAGAUGACCACACAAAGGCGAGAUGAAGAAAAGGAGAAGAAAUACUUGCAGAUAGAGAAUGAGCAGGCACAUGCUGUGAUGAGGACCUUGCAGGAGCGUCUGGAGGCCAGUGAGCGUAGCACUGAGGCCCUUCGCAGGGACCUGAGUGAACUGGGCUCCUUGCAGAGUCACAGUCAUGCAGAGCUGCAUCAGGUCAGACUUCAGUCUGCACAGAUGAGUUUACAACUGUCCCAGGCCAACCUGUCAAUGCGUGAGGGGCAAGCCACCUGGGCCCAGGAGAGGGACAUUUUAAGACAAAGUGCAGAGCUGGAUAAGGAUCGUAUUCAGAAACUGAGCCGUGAGCUUCAGAAGAAGGAAGAGUGGCUCCAUGAGGAGAGAACCGAGCGAGAAAAACUGGAAGUAGAGCUGGGGAACGAGAAGGACUGUAACCGGGAACUGAGAGCCAGUUUGAGAGCCCUGCAGAAGGAACAAGAGCAGCAUCAGCUGGAGAAAGAGGAGCUCUUAGAUCAUAUCCAUGUGCUGGAGCUGAGACUAGACACAGAAAAAGAUGCUAAGUGGGCUGAGGCUGCAGCUACUCCAACAUCUAGCAUUGAUAGCCCUCCAUCAGUUGAAGAAAAGCCACUGAAAGAUUUUUUAUCUGAACAGACUUUAUGUGUGGCAGAUCGUGAACAGUCCAGCUUUCAUGUGUCAGCAGAGCAAAGCCAAAAGGAUAAUGAGAUUGAUAUGAGGCAAGAGGACCUAGAAGUGGAGCCAUGUUCCAGUGUCAUUGCUGACAAAACUUUACUGCUUUCUGAACAUAACAACAGUGUAUUCAGUGGUCUUGCUGACGCCCCCAUGUGGUGAACCAGACGUGGAAUAGAAAUGAACGUGUGUGCAGCUUGUUUACAUCAGAGCAUGGUCAUAUGCUCCUGAUCAGUGUGAAAUAUCAAAACAGUUUUCCAAGAUGGCUGAUUUUAUAGCCAGUGUGUAAUCUAAUAUAUGUGACACUGGAGCACAAAAUGAGUCUUACGUCGCUGGGGUAUAUUUGUAGCCAUACCAAA
Molecule: messenger RNA, 1986 nt
Organism: Carassius carassius (crucian carp)
Lineage: Eukaryota; Metazoa; Chordata; Actinopteri; Cypriniformes; Cyprinidae
Gene: calcoco1b
Product: calcium binding and coiled-coil domain 1b
Exons: 13
Coding region: 122-1789 (555 amino acids)
Source: RefSeq, a predicted model, not a curated record